AUGGCUAAUGCCGGUUAUAUGAAUGGGAUGUUGGCCAAAAGACCCUUAUUGGAAAAACUAUCACCGCUCAGCAUUUUCUUUCUUUCUGUGGUCGUGUGUGCCUAUGCAGAUGAUGCUCUUCUUCAAGGCAUUGACACCUACCGGACAUCCCUGAACUUGACGACACUAAUAAAGAGCGACAGUGCAGAUUGUCUUGCUGAUGAAGUAGCUGACCAAUUUAAGAACCAACCUUGCACAAACACAACUAGUGCUCACACCGUACCAGGCACAGAGCCUCGGCUUUCUAACUACCGAACCCUUCUGGCCAAAUGCCAUUUGAACGUCUCCAAUACAAGGGAUGGCAAUGUGAUGCCUGCUUAUGUUCCGAACCUGAUGCCAAGUCUUGUGCUAUUCAACUUCACACAGUCUCUGGAAACCACUGAAAAUGAAUAUACUAAUGAAGGUUACAGAUUUGGUCAAGAAGAAGCUGUAGCUGCUCAUUUGACUUGUAAGCUUGUAAAAGCUUCAUGCCUUGCACUUAGGUCAAUCAGUGGAAAUAGGAUUCAAUAA
Messenger RNA from Tripterygium wilfordii, 549 nucleotides. RefSeq lists its product as uncharacterized. The record is from RefSeq and is a predicted model, not a curated record. The coding region runs from base 1 to 549 and encodes 182 amino acids. Lineage: Eukaryota; Viridiplantae; Streptophyta; Magnoliopsida; Celastrales; Celastraceae. The transcript has 3 exons.